Alligator mississippiensis (American alligator) is the source of this 1110-nucleotide messenger RNA. RefSeq lists its product as uncharacterized. NCBI's taxonomy places the organism in Eukaryota, Metazoa, Chordata, Crocodylia, Alligatoridae. Gene Ontology annotation, cellular component: external side of plasma membrane; immunoglobulin complex, circulating; blood microparticle. Gene Ontology annotation, biological process: defense response to bacterium; phagocytosis, recognition; complement activation, classical pathway. The transcript has 4 exons. The coding region runs from base 1 to 990 and encodes 329 amino acids. The record is from RefSeq and is a predicted model, not a curated record. Gene Ontology annotation, molecular function: immunoglobulin receptor binding; antigen binding.
AUGGCCCUGUCAGGUGCCCAGUCCCAGGUGCAGCUGCUGGAGUCGGGAGGGGAUGUGAGGAAGCCUGGAGACUGUCUGCGCCUCUCCUGCAAAGCCUCCGGGUUCACCUUGAGCAGCUUCUCCAUGCGCUGGGUCCGACAGGCUCCUGAGAAGGGGCUGGAGUGGGUCGCAAGUAUAAAUGCUGCUACUGCUAACCUCACCACAUACUACAGUGCUGCGGUGAAGGGGCGAUUCACCAUCUCCAGAGACGACUCCAGCAGCACAUUGUACCUGCAGAUGACCAGCCUGAGAGCUGAGGACACGGCCCGCUAUCACUGUGUCCUCUCUGCUGUGCAGCUGGUUGAGUCUGGCCCAGGGGUGGUGAAGCCUGCAGAGACCCUCACCCUGACCUGCACUGUCACAGGCGACUCCAUCACCACCAGUGGUUAUGCUUGGAGCUGGAUCCGGCAGCCUCCUGGGAAAGGGCUGGAGUGGAUGGGGUACAUAGCUGGAAGCAGUGGUAGCACAAGCUACAACCCAUCCCUCAAGAGCCGCAUCACCAUUUCCAAGGACAACUCCAAGAACCAGUUCUCCCUGCAGCUGCGCUCUCUGACAGCCGCAGACACCGCCACGUAUUACUGUGCCAGAGGCAACAGCUACACACUGGUUGAGUCUGGCCCAGGGGUGGUGAAGCCUGCAGAGACCCUCACCCUGACCUGCACUGUCACAGGUUCCUCCAUCAGUGGUGGUUACGGUUGGAGCUGGAUCCGGCAGCCUCCUGGGAAAGGGCUGGAGUGGAUGGUGAACAUAUAUGGAUACAGUGAUACCACAAACUACAACCCAUCCCUCAAGAGUCGCAUCACCAUUUCCAAGGACACCUCCAAGAACCAGUUCUCCCUGCAGCUGCGCUCUCUGACAGCCGCAGACACCGCCACGUAUUACUGUGCCAGAGACACAGUGACACAGAGCAGAGCAGGGGCUGCACAAAAAGGGGAAGCCUGUUCUUCUUAAUGUAGCAAAAUUACAACUGCCCAGACAAGGAAUUUUCCACCUGAAAACCUCACACACAUGGAGGGAAAUUCUCAUAGGAUCAUCCUUGGCCAUCUGAGGGUUGUUAUAAUUGGACUUAUA